GGUCGUACAUUACGUGGAUGUACAUUAACCGGACUCGAUCUUGUUCGUGCGAAGUGCGAAUUGGUGUUUGUGAAGAAAAUAAUUUUAGGGCAAAAAAUGGCAUCGAAAGCCCUGUCAAACCCUUUGUUUCAAUAUGUUGCAAAAAGGGGAUACGCGGGGGCUCUGGCUCUGCCAGCCGCCACAGAGGCUAAGAUUCAAAGCUGCGUGACUGCCACUAACACCCUAGUAGCAUCGUUGGAGAACGGCUCACCGGUUACCAGGAUUACUGUUGCCUUCAAGGCCGGAAGCCGUUACGAACCACCCACUGAGACAGGCAUCGCACACCUGCUCCGCAGUGCGGCUGGCCUUACCACAGGCAAUGCUAGCAGCUUCAUCAUUGCCCGCAAACUUGCACAGGCUGGUGCCAGUGUUACUGCUUCAGGAGACCGAGAAUUCCUCUACUACACCCUUGAGACCACCCAAGCGAACCUGAACGGAGCCAUUGAGUGCCUGCACAACUUGGUUUCAUGCCAAGAGUUCAGACCCUGGGAAAUUAGCGACAUCACACCUCGCUUGAAAUAUGACAUUGUAUCCCUGUCUCCUCAGAUCCGCGCCAUAGACCUGUUGCACAAGGCGGCCUACCGCACCGGGCUCGGAAACUCGCUGUUCAUGUCGCCGCGACGCAUCGGCUCCUUCUCGUCCGAGUCCCUACAGCACUUUGCCCAGACCACCGUCAUUCCCAGCCGUUGCGCCGUCGUUGUUGUUGGUGACUCGCAGGAGAAGGGCCUGCUGAUUGCCCAAGCACUGCAGCUGCCCUGCGCCAACACUGAAGCCUACUGCAAGCCCACCAAAUACUUCGGUGGUGAAAUGAGGAAGGAGAUGGGCGGUGACCUGGCGCACGUGGCUUUGGCCCUGCCAGGUCUCGAAGCCAACAAUCCCGGCGCCCUCGCUCUCGCUGUAGCAGCUAAGGCUCUCGGCAGCGGUCCCUCUACCAAGUGGGGAGCAGACCACUCCUUGCUGUCACAGGCUAUCGGUAACAUCGGCCCCUUCGCCGCGGCUGGCUUCAACGUCUCUUACUCUGAUGGUGGUCUUUUCGGUGUCGUCCUCUCCGCGCCCAAGGACGAAGUUUGCAAUGCCGUGAAAGCCGUGGCGAAGUUGCUGAAGAAUUGCCCUCUGGAUAGCAACAGCAUCGCCGCUGGCAAGAACCAGCUGAAGCUCCAGGUGCUUACUGAGGCAGAGAACGGGACUGCCUUGGCCGAGUCACUCGCAGCCCAAGGACUCUACACUGGCAGCGUCAAGUCCCCAACGGCUUUGGCUCAUGCCAUCUCCAGCAUUAGCGACAGUGAUGUUGUUGGGGCUCUACAGAAGAUUUCGGCCUGCAAGCUGUCAAUGGGUUCAGUAGGAAACCUGGCAUUUGUUCCUUGGGUAGAUGAACUGUAAAUGUAUUGUUUUAGAAACACAUAGUAAAUAAAAUCAUCAGUUAUAUAAUGUAAAUUGAUCCAUAAUUUAUUGAUCUAUAAAACAAAUAAACAUUUUUUUGUUAACCGA
Pectinophora gossypiella (pink bollworm) is the source of this 1527-nucleotide messenger RNA. RefSeq names its product cytochrome b-c1 complex subunit 2, mitochondrial (gene UQCR-C2). The record is from RefSeq and is a predicted model, not a curated record. The transcript is spliced from 10 exons. Gene Ontology annotation, molecular function: metal ion binding. Bases 97 to 1419 code for a protein of 440 amino acids. Gene Ontology annotation, cellular component: mitochondrion. Lineage: Eukaryota; Metazoa; Arthropoda; Insecta; Lepidoptera; Gelechiidae.